Molecule: messenger RNA, 846 nt
Organism: Lathyrus oleraceus (garden pea)
Lineage: Eukaryota; Viridiplantae; Streptophyta; Magnoliopsida; Fabales; Fabaceae
Exons: 1
Coding region: 132-704 (190 amino acids)
Source: RefSeq, a predicted model, not a curated record
AAAUUUGAUAAAAAACAAUUAUCUUUUUUUCUUCAACCUCUACACUAUUGAGUCGAGAUUUUACACAACCAGAAAGAAAAUAGCCACAAAAACUCUUUCUUCUUUCCCUUUCCAAAAUUUUUCCGAUUCCAAUGUCUUCUUCUUCAGAAGGUUACGCGAUCGAGCUCUACAUGGAUCCCGCGCUCGAAAACCAAGUUCUGAAAGCCUGGAACGUUCUCGCCCGACGCCAAAUCAGCACCGAGUUAAUCGAAAUCGGGUCACGGCCACACAUCACACUCUUCUCAACUCCUUUCCUUCUAGAACCUUCCAAACUCGAGUCACUUCUCAAAUCCCUAACUUCCAAAUUCGAUCCGUUUUCUCUCUCUUUCUCUUCGAUCUCUUCUUUCUCCAACGAUAACAACCUUCUCUUUCUCUCACCUACUCCUUCUAUCUCUCUCCUCAAUUUUCAUUCUCAUCUUGUGGAUGCGGUGGUCAAGGAAGGGAUUGAAGUUUCUCAGGAGUUUUUGGUAGGGAAUUGGAUUCCUCAUUGCGCCGUUGCGAAGCGUGUUCCCAAGCAGAGAAUGUCUGAAGCCUUUUCGCUUCUUAGAGACCUUAAAUUGCCGGUUCAAGGAUAUGCUGUUGAUGUUGCGCUCGUGCAAUUCUCGCCGGUUCGUGAGAUUUUCUCCUUUGUGCUUGGUAACAACAGUAAUAUUAUAGAGAAUUGAUUUUAUUUUAUUUUAUUUGAAUCUUUUAGUAGCUUAAUUUUGUCUGUAUGUUAGUUUGUUGUAAUAAGAUAUUUUUCUUGUUGUUGUUGUUGUUGAUGAUGAUAAUUAAGUAAUUCUUGAAUUGAAACUAGUUUUGGAGGAA